AUGGCAGAUUGCACGGCCAGGACGCAAAAGUCGUACCGUCGACCUCGACGGCGGCCAGCUCAUUUGCGGACAAAGACUGGAUGUCUGACCUGCCGAUCGCGGAAGAAGAAGUGUGAUGAGAGGGCAUCGCCGUGUCAGAACUGCCUCAAACGAAAUAUAGAAUGCGUCUGGCCAGGCAGGAGAGCUAGCCAUGCCAAUGAUCAAGUGACAGUUCCUGGGAGCGGCGACAUAUCGGCAGAAACCGUCUCAGGCACAGAAUAUCAGCUUGUUGACACUCAGACACCAUCUAUAGUCACCUUCUCAAAUGGACCAGCGUGCUACUCCCCCGUCCUAAGUCCGGCCAACAGCCAGCUAUUCGGCUUCUUGCAGACCAUCUUCCUUCCACAGCUCAUCCACCCAGUAACGAAAGGGGCUGUGAACGAGCUGGUGACUAGGGAAAGCCUUCGAUGGGCCUUCCAAUCUCCUUUCUGUAUGCACGCACUUCUCGCCUGUGCUGCGGCAGAAAUACCUGUCAACAACCCGGAGUACCGGCGAAUGGCAGAGUUGCAUUACAUCAAGGCUGUUUCUGGUUUGCGACAGAGCAUCACACAAGCCCACGGCUCAAGUCAAUGGACAGUCGUCUUGUGGACAGUGCUGAUUUUAUGUAUUUAUGAGCGAUCCAAACCCCAUCACUCGCAAGGCGUUGACGUCCAUCUCGCCGGGGCAGCUCAACUCAUUCAGAUGUAUUUCCGAAAGAAAGCUCCAGAUGCAAGCACUAUCGCAACAGGUGCCUGGGCCCGCUUAUUUCUGGAAUCAUUCAUGUUUCACGUCGCCACGAGCAUACCCUUUCAGCUUACGUCUACCGUAUCCGCUCCUAUCGACUCUGCCUUUUCCCUUGCGGAAAACCUAUUGGAGGUCCUCUGCCGACCACAUAUUUCCGUGGAUGCUACCUCACCAGUGCUCGGGGUCCCUCCGAAACUGUUCCAGUAUGUCUACAGCGUCGCACGUAUGUACCAACGGUACCCCGACGGCGUUGAUAUCCGCCAUUGCAAAGACUUGGAGCAGGAUUUGAGAAGGUGGGAUAGUCUAAUGGCAGGCACGGCAGCUCCUGAGCUUCUUGCAGGGCCUAGAUUGUAUGUCUUGUGUUCGCGAAUUCUUCUCAAUCGCCUCAUGCAUCCCGACAAUCGACCAGACAGCCUGGCCAGUGAGCUUGUUUCACAAGCCAUGGUUCUCGUGACUCAACUACGGCCAGCACAAGAUUACUUUGCCGAGUACUACAGUUGGCCAUUCCUGGUGCUUGGGACCUGUGCAGAAAAGCAAUCAGACCGACAGAUAUUGCUGGCACAGAUCCAGGGCUUCUGGCAGGCGACCAAUAAUGGCACCAUGAGACGGCUGGAGGAUAUGCUGACGGCCUACUGGACUAAUGGGGAAUCAACCACGCAGAGUAACUUGUGGUUGAUAUGA
Molecule: messenger RNA, 1443 nt
Organism: Aspergillus viridinutans
Lineage: Eukaryota; Fungi; Ascomycota; Eurotiomycetes; Eurotiales; Aspergillaceae
Product: Zn(II)2Cys6 transcription factor
Exons: 3
Coding region: 1-1443 (480 amino acids)
Biological process (GO): positive regulation of transcription by RNA polymerase II
Cellular component (GO): nucleus
Molecular function (GO): transcription cis-regulatory region binding; DNA-binding transcription factor activity, RNA polymerase II-specific; zinc ion binding
Source: RefSeq, a predicted model, not a curated record